Molecule: messenger RNA, 4629 nt
Organism: Myripristis murdjan (pinecone soldierfish)
Lineage: Eukaryota; Metazoa; Chordata; Actinopteri; Holocentriformes; Holocentridae
Gene: tdrd7a
Product: tudor domain containing 7 a
Exons: 22
Coding region: 123-3935 (1270 amino acids)
Biological process (GO): piRNA processing; P granule organization; spermatogenesis
Cellular component (GO): P granule
Source: RefSeq, a predicted model, not a curated record
GUCCUAACUUACAAAACUUAUGGGCGUGGUGCGUACAUGCAUCUCCAAUUAACGUUACAUCGAAGGGAGUUACCAACGAGUUUCUGUUAAGGCAACGACAGUUUAAGUCUGUCUUUCUCAGGAUGUCGUAUGAAGAAUCAAUCAAGAAAAUGUUGCGGUCUGUACUCCAGUCCAGCAAGGGUGGUGUGUCUGUGACCCGCCUCCAGUCGGAUUACAUGUCACUAUGUGGAGAGGGCAUCCCGGUGAGGAAGCUGGGCUACACAACCCUGGAGGAGUAUCUGCGGAGCAUCCCCUCUGUGGUCCGCAUGGAGUACCGCAUGGGGCAGUUGACAUGCUUUGCAGCAGUGUGCAAAGAGACGGCACACAUUGCUGAGUUGGUGGCCAAACAGAGGACCUCCAAGAAGCCUGGUCACUCCCAGCUGGUCAACUGCAGGAUGAGGCCCAAACCCUCCAACCCCUACAUGCGCAAUGUGAAACCCAGGUCCUCUCUUCGCCAACCCAGUCUUGGUAGUUCCUCCAGCUGGCCGAUGAACCGUCCUCGACCCCAUGUCAGCUACGGAGGCUUCAGUGCCUCAGGAGACUUCAGACAGCUGGACCAGAAGUUGAGCUCCAUCACCCCACUUCAACACAGAGGACCAUCAACUUCACCAGCCAAGAAACUACCCGCUGCUCAGGUGGACAGGAACAGCCUGACAAACUACCAGAAGCCUUCAGUAAGGCCCCCUGCUCUAGUUUCCCAACCCAAACCUUCACAGUGCGGGGUCUAUGACCAGGAGCAGAUUCAAGGUAGAUUGACUCAGCUUCUGACAAAGUACUGCAGCGGUCUGUGGCUCUCCAAACUGCCGGGAGUCUACAAAGAUAUGUUCAACCAACAUCUGGAUGUCCAGGCACUCACAGACCUGGCAAAGUGGACCAGCAUCUGCUCGGUGGAGAAAGCAUCUGGCACCAACCGAACUGAUUGCCUGGUUUAUCCCCCUCUCCCUCCUAAGCCCUUUCCUGUUUCCACAACGAGCACCAGCAAUACCACUGCAGGAUCACCCACCAUACCCAGCACUGUGACCACACCCAAAAUUUCAUCAGGUGCCACAGCACCUAAACCAAGUUCCUCAGACGUGUAUAAAAGCCCCUUGGCCAAACCAACAUUCAUUUUUCCUCCACCACCUGUCAACAAUUCUACAGGAAAACCAGCAUCCUCAGUCACCUUGCACAGCCCCACUCUCAACCCAGCUGUUGCUCCUCGGACAAUUUCCAGUGUGACUCUGGCUGCAAGGUUUAGCAUCCCUCCUAACAAUAGCCCCAGGUUGCCCACUGAUCAUAAUGCUUCCAGUUCUCUCUCAUUUCAAGCCAGUCCCACUCAUGAAUGUAAAUCUGAUCAUAGCUUGCCCACAAGCCCCAGUAAACUCCCAUUAAACCUAAAUACUCAGACCCCCAUCCCAACUUGCAUCCUCCCAGCAGCUACCACCACCACUCCACCCUCUACCCUCCUGCUUACCAACCACAGUGCUUCCUCUCCCUUCUCUGAUUCCACAGUGUUGCCCUCCUCUCCCCCUCACAUCCCCCCUUCAAAUUUCAGUUUUUCUCCUUCCACCUCUAAUCCUGCACCUGCUGCCCCCUCAAGCCCUUCCGCUGUCAAUGUGUCAGCUGACGUACGACAGAAACUGACAGAACUCCUGUCCAAGUACAGUAACGGUUUGUGGGUGCACGCUUUGCCUAAGCUCUUCAUGGACACAUACAAGACACCUUUCCCUGAGCAUAUUCUGGAUAACCUGCAUCUGUUGCUUGAUAUUUGCAACGUGGAGCACCCGCUGCCAGACAAAAAGAAGGCCAUCCUGUAUAAAUCCAAUAUGCCAGACAUGGGCAGCAACACAGUGAGCCAAGAGAGCCAACCCUGUAGAAGCCUACCCUCUGGAGUCAAGGUGCUGAGCUCUGUGGUGCCUCCUCUGUUGGUUCUGCCUUCAGAUCAGUACCCCUCUGUGCUGGUUACUGAUGCCCUGAACAGCAACACUGUUACUGUCAGGUACGUAGGUGAGAACUACUCAAAUGCCCAGGAGGCAAUGGAGGAUGCCAUGUGCUCAUUCUAUAGCCAAAGCUCCGUUGACCACCAGCGUCUGCAUAGCCCUGCCAUUGGGCAGCUGGCAGCAGUCAGAGGGGAGGAAGGAGAUGAGCUGGCCAGAGUCCAAAUCAUAGAUGUCAUGACCUCCAAUAAGGUCAAGGUGUACUAUGUGGACUAUGGCUUCUCUGCUGAGACCAGUUUGACCAGUCUGCUGGAGCUGCACCAGAACUUUCUCUCUCUGCCCUUCCAGGCCACCAGUGUUCGAUUAGCAGGUCUGGAGCUGCACAGCUCUCAUCCAUCGGUCCUGUCCACCUUGGACAGCUUGGCAAUUGGAAAGAUCCUGUUGAUGGAGACAUUGGAACCAUGUAAUCACAAUGAGACGUCUGUGGUGGUGCUGUAUGACACAUCGCAGGAUGAUGACGUGAACAUCAACUCUGCCUGCCUCAAAGCCCUACAAGACAAGACGAUGGACAAUCCUCUAACUGUAAACACUACAUAUCAGGAUGUGUGUGUAACCAAUGUGUGUUCGGAUGGACUUAUCUACUGCCAGCUGCCCUCCAGAGGAACCGCAAAACUCAGCAAGUUACUGGACAAAACAGAGGCCUUCUUCAUCUCGCAGGUGACAUCAGACUCCCUGGUCUCCCGGCCCUUUGGUGGCAAGUUGUGUUUGGCACGCUACAAGGGGAGGUGGUCGAGAGUGGAGAUCACCAGCCUCCAUGGCAGAGUUGUGGACAUCUUGUUCAUUGACCUGGGCAUACCAGCCUCUGUGGAGGUGACUGAACUCCGAGAGAUGCCCCCUCCCCUCCUCAACGACUUCCUCGUCAUUCCGCCACAGGCUAUAAGGUGCCGUCUGGCAGAUCUGUCUGUUCCUGCUGGAGACUGGAGCCCUCAUGCCAUCCUCUGGCUGAAGGAGGCUGUCCUGGGCUCUGAGGACUGUAGAAUGAAGGUCUUGAAGCUGGACCUGGAAAAAGCAGACAAGCUGGUACAUAUGUACUUGUUCACUGGUGCUGACAGCCAGGAACUGGACAAGAGUAUUAACCAUCAGCUGUCCAAGUCAGAGUUGUGGCAGAAACUCGCAGAGCAAAACAACAACACCAUCAGUAAUAACAAUCUGGAUACAGGUAAUUUAAGUGCACUGGUAGAGAAGCUGUCUCUGAACAGUUCAACUGUGAACCCUGUUUUACCAUCCUCAACUGCGGGAAUGUGUGUAGCAGGAGAACCAGCUGCCCCCAUCAAGACCACCGCACCUUUGACAAAGCCGCUGCCACUGCCUCCUCCGCUGGAUCUGCCUCAGCCUGGUCAAAACAUGGAUGUGUUUGUGCCGGUGGCCUGUCAUCCAGGUCACUUUGUCAUACAGCCGUGGCAGGAUGUGCAUAAGCUGGUGGUGCUCAUGGGAGAGAUGAUCCUGUAUUAUAACAAGAUGGAGAGCACCACAACAGCCACACAAAUCCAAAAGGGAGAGAUCUAUGCAGCCAAGGUGGACAAAAAUUGGCAUCGUGUGCUGGUGAAGGGCAUCCUGAGCAACAGGUUGGUCUCUGUGUACAAACUGGAUCACGGGAAGCAUGAGCUGGUUAGCUCUACUCAGCUCCGGCCUCUCAUCGAGGAGUUCAGACAGCUGCCCUUUCAGGCCAUCAGCGCACAGCUGGCCGGUGUGGGUCAGCGCCAGUGGUCUGAGGAGGUCUCCAUGAUUUUCAGAGAGCACGUGGAGAAUCGAGGGCUGGUUGCCCAGGUUGAGAGUGUCUUGGACAGCUCGGAGGGCAAAGCUGAUCUCUGGGAGAGAAGGCUAACAGUGUACCUGGUGGACACCAACCACGAAGAUAGAGACAUCUGGAUUCAUAACAUAAUGCUGGAUGUUGCUGGCGAGCUGUCCUCGGACACAUAGGGCAGCUCCACAUGGAGUGUGGCUAAAUGAUUGGUCUUAAUCAUCCCAGAGCUUCCUCAGACUUUGAGAAUGAAGCCAUUUAGUUGUACAUAGUUAAACGAACUUGGGGAGUUUUUGUUUUCUUCCCAGAAUUUAAGGACUGGUAUGAUGUUGCGUUUUUCCUCCCAGUACACACUGUGCUCGCAAUUGAUGGAAAAGGAUAUAACUAACCAACUUAACACCAUCAAAUGUUUCUCCUACCAGUCCCAGAGGUUGCCAUUUUGAAAUGAGCCCAGACAUUGUUAAGCUUUUACUUUUGCUGCAUCUGUUUCUUAUUUUGUAAUUCUUUCAUUAACUAAAACUUUAACUUCUUGCAGUUAAGUCAUUUGUGUGUUGUAUACUUUGUAUAUGUUCAUUAAUAUUAGUUUCUUAUUACCUUAUUUUGUUAUGGUUUACCGUGAGUUGAUUCCUUUUGUGUGUUUUGCUUUUAUGUGUGUACACCACGUCUUUGUUUUUAUAACGAAAGUGACGUUUUUUUGUCGGUAAUUGAGUGCAAAUGACUGUAUUGCAUGGUUCAGUUCUUUAAUCUUAAACAGAUGCAGACCUGUUGUUGGACAUCAUUUUUUCUGUAAAUAGGUUUAACAAGGCAAGUUGUGCAAGUGUUUCAAAUGAAAAGUUGUUCUCGGUGGACUAAAACAUGUACCUGUGAAACCGC